CGGGCGGGCCAUUCUCAGCUUCUCCUUCGCUCUUAGCACCAAUGUCGGAGGUGUUUGCGCCUGGAAGAAAUGGACUCUGGCAAUGCACGAAUGUGAUCGUUCAGAGAUCCGAUCCGUUGAGUCUGUGAAUGGCGCCAAAACAGGACCCUAAACCUAAAUUUCAAGAAGGUGAAAGAGUCCUGUGCUUUCAUGGGCCAUUGCUCUAUGAGGCAAAGUGUGUAAAGAUCAACAUAAAGGAGAAACUGAUUAAAUACUUCAUUCAUUACAGCGGAUGGAACAAAAACUGGGAUGAAUGGGUUCCUGAAAGCAGAGUUCUCAAAUAUGUUGACAGCAACCUUGCGAAACAAAAAGAGCUUCAGAAGGCCAAUCUGGACCAUUAUGUUGAGGGAAAGAUGAGGGGUUUAGCACCAAGCAAGAAGAUUGCUGCUGUGCAGCAGAAAAUUGUUGAUCUGAAAGUGAAAAAGGCAAAGCAGAAGACCCCAGGGCCGGGUGAAGGCACCAGCAGCGGAGAAACGCCGCAGGGACCCCGGAAGAAGAGGGCUCGGGUCGAUCCCACUGUGGAGAGUGAGGAGAUGUUCACCAACCGCGUAGAGGUGAAGAUGAAGAUUCCUGAAGAGCUGAAACCCUGGCUGGUGGACGACUGGGACCUCAUCACCCGACAGAAACAGUUGUUUCAUCUGCCUGCUAAGAAGAAUAUAGAGACUGUUUUGGAGGAUUAUGCAAACUAUAAGAAAUCGAAAGGAAACUCGGAUAACAAGGAGUACGCGGUCAACGAGGUCGUGUCGGGGAUUCGGGAGUACUUCAACGUCAUGCUGGGCACUCAGCUGCUUUACAAGUUCGAGAGGCCGCAGUACGCCGAGAUCCUGGCUGAACACCCGGACAUGCCCAUGUCGCAGGUGUACGGAGCGCCACACCUGCUGCGUCUCUUUGCUUUUCAUUGCCAGAUUUGUACGGCCACGGACCUCCUGCCAACUCCUCCUAACGCCGUGGAGAACGCAGCCGAGUGCUCCGCAGACCCGGCUGCUCCACGAGCAAAUAUUCGGAUUGGAGCCAUGCUGGCCUACACGCCACUGGACGAGAAGAGUCUGGCUUUGCUGCUCAAUUACCUCCAAGAUUUCCUCAAGUAUCUGGUAAAGAACUCAUCCACCCUCCUGAGUGUCACUGAUUAUGAGGUCGCGCCCGCUGAGUACCACCGCAAGGCCGUGUGACACCGUUCUCCCACCACACAGACAACAAACUUUACUUCCCCUGUGAGUGCAGACUCCGAUGACAUUUGUUUUCCCUUGAACUGAUCCGCUCCUUCCACAAAAAAGGUCUCAGGAGCUUGUCACAGUUAAGUAAAAAUAAAAAGUUUGUUUGUUUGUUGAAUCUCUCUCUUUUAUCUCUCUUUAUCCUUUUCCUGUCACUUAUUUGGAAAGUCGCAACAUUUUUUAAAAAGUAUUUUUCUUCUGUUGACAAGUUAAUCUUUCCACAAGCAGCUCUUAGGUGUUUUUUUGCAUUCCACCCGAUAGAUGUGUUACCGUUGCAUGUCUGUAUUUAUUAAUGUUCGUUCUGCCACACAAGGUGCAAUUUAUUGCUGGAUCACAUGGUCAUCACUCAACAGUUGGUGUUUUUGUAUCUGUAUCUUGUUCAUUUGUAUCAAUUUGUAAAAAAAUAAAUAAUAAUGUUUCUAUACAAUUUA
Molecule: messenger RNA, 1681 nt
Organism: Pseudoliparis swirei
Lineage: Eukaryota; Metazoa; Chordata; Actinopteri; Perciformes; Liparidae
Product: mortality factor 4-like protein 1
Exons: 13
Coding region: 129-1208 (359 amino acids)
Biological process (GO): chromatin organization; regulation of DNA-templated transcription
Cellular component (GO): NuA4 histone acetyltransferase complex; nucleus
Source: RefSeq, a predicted model, not a curated record